UGUCAGCUGAAUGCUGAAAAAAAUUAUAACCUUUAAAAUAGGUUAGGUAUUGAAACUUGAAAGCGAAAAGUGAAUUAAAGUUGUUACGAAAAUAUGCGAAAACUAAAACACUAGAUCCAAGAGAAUAUGUUUUACUUGUAAUAUGAAAACGAUGAAACAUAACCUGUGUUUGUUGUGAUAUUUUGUACUUUUACGAAUUUCUAAGAUUUUUUUGCGUUACUGCGUUACUUUAACUAAGUUAUCAGUAAAAAUGAGUGUCAGUUAUCCAGAAUUCUCAUCUUUAGAACUCCUUGAUCAAUAUAUCAGAAACUAUGAAACCGAAAACUGUGUACAACUGUGGAAACGGGACAGUCGAACGAUAGAAAAGAUGAAAGCUGUAUGUCCAUUGAAACUAAAGACUUACAACCCAGAAUUAAAAUAUUACAGCAUUAUUUAUGCAUGUAAAAAGGGAGGCAGGCUGUUUAAAUCUGAAAGUAGUGGAUUAAGGAAAACUUCUAGUUAUAAGGAUAACUGCCCCAUGGCCAUUAAACUGGCUUUAAACAGCAAUGGAACCAAACUUAAAAUUGUGCAUAUGACAGAAAACCACAACCAUCCCCUAGAUAGACAACUAUUUAAAAAUAUGCCAAAGCAAAGAAAAUUAGAAAUGGAAGACAAAGUUGAAGCAAUAAAAAUGUUAAAAGAGAAUUGUAACCAAAAACUUGUACAAGCCUAUUUACAGGAAAAAACGGGAAAAUCCGUAAAACUGAAAGAUUUAAAAAACCUGCGGUCUAGUAGCAAACGCUCUCACAAGAAACGCAUACUAAAUGCUGAGCAAAAAUACAAGGUAGCUUUAUUCAAAUGUAAAAAAAUUGCUUCAAUCAUUUCAAAUUUCAGUAUGAAUGAUUUUGAAUCCCACUGCAAUCAACUGGAUGACAUUAUUGAUCUUUGGAGUCAACAAACAGAAGAAGUAAUUGUGGAGCAUUUAGAAAUAGAUCAAGAAGAAUCUAUGAUACCAUAAUAUUCUUAUAAAAACUCCCAUAUGACCAAAGUUUUGCAAAGCAUGGGUU
Messenger RNA from Maniola jurtina (meadow brown), 1046 nucleotides. RefSeq lists its product as uncharacterized. The record is from RefSeq and is a predicted model, not a curated record. The transcript has a single exon. The coding region runs from base 251 to 997 and encodes 248 amino acids. NCBI's taxonomy places the organism in Eukaryota, Metazoa, Arthropoda, Insecta, Lepidoptera, Nymphalidae.